GCAGGAUUUUGUUAAUGCUAACAUUCUUCUAACGGUGCCUCAACCUUUGUGUCUUCCAGGCAGACCAGGGAACAGGAGACACCCCCGGACUUCUUCUACUUCUCUGAUCUGGAGAGACACAACGCUGAGAUCGCUGCCUUUCAUCUGGACAGGAUCCUAGACUUCCGGAGAGUUCCCCCGGUAGCGGGAAGACUGGUCAACAUGACCAGGGAGAUACGGGAUGUGACCAGGGACAAAAAGCUCUGGAGGACCUUCUUCAUCUCCCCAGCCAAUAACAUCUGUUUCUACGGAGAGUGCUCUUACUACUGCUCUACUGAGCAUGCUCUGUGUGGGAAACCGGACCAGAUUGAGGGUUCUCUGGCUGCCUUCCUGCCAGACCUGGCCCUGGCCAAACGUAAGACCUGGAGGAACCCUUGGAGACGAUCCUACCACAAACGCAAGAAAGCAGAGUGGGAGGUGGACCCAGACUACUGUGAUGAGGUGAAGCAGACUCCUCCCUAUGACCGCGGCUCUCGCCUGCUGGACAUCAUGGACAUGACCAUCUUUGACUUCCUCAUGGGUAACAUGGACCGGCACCAUUAUGAGACUUUUGAGAAGUUUGGAAACGAGACAUUCAUCAUCCAUCUGGACAAUGGAAGAGGGUUCGGGAAACACUCCCAUGACGAGCUCUCCAUCCUGGUGCCUCUGAGCCAAUGCUGCAGAGUGAGGAAGUCGACCCACCUGCGUCUGCAGCUGUUGGCCAAGGAGGAGUACCAGCUGAGCCGUCUGAUGGAGGAGUCCCUGCUGGGUGACCGCCUCCACCCCAUCCUCAUCCAGCCCCACCUGGAGGCCAUGGACCGAAGGCUGCGCCUGGUGCUCCAGGUCCUGGUUGUCUGCGUGGAGAAGGAGGGCUACAGUAACGUGGUGGAGGUAGACUACAGAGGAGCCAGAGGGGGCAGGGACACAGUCACCCACAGGAAUCCAGGGCACAGGUAGUGAGGCUAGCUAGGAGGAGAGGUAGAUGGGAGGUGGAGAGGUGAUACCCCUGGUUCUCGCCGCUCUCCCCAUCCUGGACCUCCAAAGAAACUACCGUUGAUGGUGAACCAACCAUGGGUGUCUGGUCUCACGGAGAGACUGACUGGAUCCUGUGACUGUGCGGGAACCGCCAUUUUGAAUUCAGUGAAUUCCGAGACUUGCCGUCAAUGCCUCUAUGGAACCUCCCAUGUAUGAGUGUUUAUAUAUAGGUACUGUUGGUCCACAGAUAUAGCAGUGAACUGAGGAGAGAAGAGACCUGGUCUUUGCUUAGGACAGAUGUUUUAUUACUUCUCUUGGACAUGAUAAAGAAGAACCAUUUUGAUUUUACUUUGUUGGUUUUCUUAUGUUAUGUUUUUUGGGUUGUUUGAAUGCGAAGGCUAUCAUUGUUUGCUCGGGUUUGCGCUAAGCUAGCUACAGUAUCUUUGUGUUACGCAACCAAAUGAGAUUUUACUUUAACAAGUUAAAAUGUGGUUUGAGCUUUAUUCAUGCACAGUAACUGGAGGAAUGGAAUAUAAGGUUUAUAAAGCUUUAAUUUUAGAGGGAGUGUAUGAAAAUAAUAUAGUAUAUUGUCUAUGAUAAAUCUCAGUGUGACCGUUACUUAUCAGUUGCCUCCAUUUUAAACCCGUCACUAUCUAUGACAAUGCUUUACGCUUCCAUUACUAUGAGACAUUAUAGAGGAGGAUGUUUACGGUACAGAAAUGACCUGGUAUUUACUAAGAAUUUACAUGGUAAAAUGGUAAUUGCACAGUAAUACCCCAUUAAUUACUACAUAAAGUACUUGUUUGGUACUUUGGGAUUCAAACAAACACUGCUAUAGACACCAUUUUGAAGCAGGUAGUUCCCAAAUAAGCAUAAAGUAUAGCGUAAGCACCAGAAAGAACUCAGUGAUGCCACAUAGUUUCCUAAUAAGAACCACCUAAAUACCAAUCGAAGCAGUACACCAUUAAAUAAAGUGCUACUGGUUUCCUUUUCAAUAAAGCUUUCAGUUCAACUUAAAUUCAGCGUUCAAAGCCUGGAUGGAAGCAGCUUUCUUACACAAGGGCUCUUUAACAAGCACCUCUCAGCAGCCCAUAAGUUGACUAGCGUUGAGUGCCCUUGCCCUCAUCCAUUAAAAUUAGAUAUCGUUCAAUCUUUCCAUUUCUUUUCAUCAAAGACCUCCAUCAAAAUGUGUCACUCGUUCAUGGUUGGCACUUAAGAUAAUUGCUGCCCCAUUUAUUCAGAAAUUCAGCAUUUUUGACUGAGGAACUUCUAAAUCAAUGCUUUGCUGGAAUGGCUGGAAUGGCUGGAAUGGCUGGAAUGGCUGGAAUGGCUGGAAUGGCUGGAAUGGCUUGAAUGAAAACAUGCUGUGUGGUUUACAAGGACAUGUUUUACAAGGACAUGAGAAUAGCCUUUACAGGAAGUUGAAAUAGCUGAUGACAGUGUGACCGACAUAGCUGAAACGUUUGUUUUUGUUUAGUUCUCUCUCUCUCACACACACACACGCUUUCUCUCUCUCACAUACACACACACACACACACACACACACACUCAGUCUCCCUUACACACACUCAGCACUCACAAAUUCUAGUUUUCCAAACUACAUGAGAAGCUUUGUAACACUAUCUUACCCUGAGCUGGCGUUCAGCCCUUAAUGCAUUCAGAUUGUAUCUGCUCACGUUAGCUGAGCAUAUCUGUUCUGGUCUCAACUGUCAUGGCAUGGCAUUCAUAGUUUACAGUAUGUGGAGACAAAGGGUACCUUCCAAAUGGCAUCCUAUCCCCAUAGGGCUCUGGUCAAAAGUAGUGCACUAUAUAUGGAAUAGGGUGCCAUUUGGGAUUUUUGGUUGUUUUCCCCAAAAAUACAUUAUCUCUUUGCCUUAUCCCCGAUUAGAUUAUUUUAUUACCAACAAUCUCUCACCAGUUUUGCUUACACUUCACGCAGCCUCAAGUUGACGUCCGUAACACCAAAAUUGUUAUUUUGGAGACGGAAAUAGUCUAGUCUCUCUCCAUGUGGCUGUAAAGAUAGGUUGGAACUGUGAUUACAGUGUAUGCCAGGAUACAAGUCAGAUGCACUACCCCGUUGUCAUGCCAUUCAUCUUUUAUACCAACUAGAGUUACCAUUACAACACCAGACAAACAUAAAAUGCCGUUUUCUGUUACAAUCCCAGCUACACAAUAACUCACAAUGUUCCUGUUGUAUUGUUCAACGCUUUUCCAGCUGAUAUGAUUAGUUAUUGACGUGUCAUAACAACAUUUAAAAAUGGAAAUAAAGGGGUAUCUUCUAAGGUUCUUCUUUUUUUUAAGCAUUCCUCUUUAUUUUUUGGUUCUAAUUAUGUUUUGGUACUAUUUAAUGUUAUGUCCAUUUUAUGAUCUGAAAAACUGGAAGUGUUGAGUGCAAUGCAGGUGUUCUAUAUUCCACUUCUAGAAUCUGGCUACGUAUGGUUUACCUGGUGCCUGUGCAAUGACGGAUAUACUUGAAUGUUUCGGGUGGCCAUACGACCAGGACUACAACUACAUAGAGUUCACACUACAGCCUGUGUGGCCUGGAUCCCCAGACUAAGGUGGACCUGGAGAGAGAGUGAAAGAGUUAACAUUUUACAUUUACAUUUUAGUCAUUUAACAGACGCUCUUAUCCAGAGCGACUU
Messenger RNA from Coregonus clupeaformis (lake whitefish), 3635 nucleotides. Its product is annotated as extracellular serine/threonine protein kinase FAM20C-like. The record is from RefSeq and is a predicted model, not a curated record. Gene Ontology annotation, cellular component: Golgi apparatus. Gene Ontology annotation, molecular function: protein serine/threonine kinase activity. Gene Ontology annotation, biological process: protein phosphorylation. NCBI's taxonomy places the organism in Eukaryota, Metazoa, Chordata, Actinopteri, Salmoniformes, Salmonidae. The transcript has 7 exons. Bases 202 to 975 code for a protein of 257 amino acids.